Megalobrama amblycephala (Wuchang bream) is the source of this 2399-nucleotide messenger RNA. Its product is annotated as organic solute transporter subunit alpha. Bases 708 to 1952 code for a protein of 414 amino acids. The transcript is spliced from 7 exons. The record is from RefSeq and is a predicted model, not a curated record. Gene Ontology annotation, molecular function: transporter activity. Gene Ontology annotation, biological process: transport. NCBI's taxonomy places the organism in Eukaryota, Metazoa, Chordata, Actinopteri, Cypriniformes, Xenocyprididae.
AACAACUUGAGGGUGAGUAAAUGAUGGCCGAAUUUUCAUUAUAGAGUGAACUAUCCCUUCAAAGCUAAAUUUUGUUUGUUUUAGAUUCCUCCUCUAUAACUCCAAAUUUAUAUUAUAUGACUCAGACUGUCAACCUUUAAGUACAAUUCAUGUUAAAUUUUUUUUUUUAUCAAGUGGGCUAUAAUUUCUUAAAAAAUCUAGUAAUUAUUUCUAAAAAAAUUUCUUCUUCUGUGAAACAUGACCAAUGACUGAAAUUAUAUUAUAUAGACCUAAUUUAAAAUAAAUUAUAAAAUUGUAAAAUGGCAAAUAGAGAACUGUUUGCUACAUAUUUCAUCAAUCCUUCAAAUAUAAAAAUGUUUAUACAUUUCCAAUAACGUAUUUCCAAACGUAAAAUAAUACAAGUUUGUCUGAGACUUGUGUCCAGACUUGUGGGAAGAUGGACUUGGCCCUCUACCUGCGCCCUACCUGUGUUUAAGUCAAUCAUUAAUAAGUGAGCUCAGAAAGACAUCACUUAGGCAAUAAGAAGCCACCUUGGUAUAGAUUUGGCAUAACUACUUAUAAACAAUUGCCUAUAUAUUUAAAUCUUUCACUAUUUCUGUACCACAGGGUUUUGCACUUUAAUUGAUAACAAAUAAGCGUGUGUUUAAUUUUUUGUAUCCUGACAUCUAAGGACUCCCAAUCGAAAUUCUAGUAGAUUUCACUGAACAAUGAGGAAGGAGGACAACUGCACGUUCAUGGGAGGUGGGAUCCCUUUGUCAUCUGAGUUCUUUAAAGUGAUCAAGAACGAUCUCUGGUUGUUCCUCCUUCCUGCUGUGUUUGCCGUACUGCUGCUAGCUCUCUUCAUGGAGGAGAUUGGCUUUUUUCUGCGUCAUGUCCCCUCUCAGCGGCGUAGAAAUCUCAGCCUAUGGAUCCUGGGAAUAUAUCCAGUUUUCGGAAUGACGUCUAUCAUUGCGCUAUAUGUUCCACGCUCCUCAUCUCUGUGCAAUUUCAUUGCAUCUCUAUAUCACUCCAUUACGCUCUUGAAGUUCAUGGGUCUUAUCAAAGACUUCUUCGGUGGAAAGAUCCGCAUGCUGGAGGCUUUAGCAGGGGAGAAGGUGUCUCCAAACCCCUUCCCCUGUUGCUGCUGCUGCUGUCUUCCUCUUUUUGACAUCAACAAGACCAGUGUGGGGUGGAUGAUGGCAGCUGUUCUUCAGCUCUCUGUGGUCAGAACAAUCCUGUUCUUCCUCACUCUUGUCCUCUGGACAGAUGAACAGUAUAAGUACGGGGAUGUUAAUUCGGUUACUCUCAACAUGUAUGUCAAUGCCAUCAUUGCCGUAUCCACGUUUCUGUCCUUCUAUGGCUACUUGCUGUUUUAUAAAGCUACAAAAAGGGCAUUGCCUGGAUACAGUCUUCGAGCCAAGUUUAUUUGCAUCAUUGUUGUCCUGGUCCUUUGUGGACUACAGAGUGGAAUUCUGGAGACCAUGGGUGCGCUGAAUGUCAUCCCCUGCACUCCUCCCUUCUCUGACCUGUUUCGUUCUCAAUUAAUCUACCACUAUUCUGUAAUUGUGGAGAUGUUCUGCAUCAGCCUCUUUGCACAUCACACAUUCCGGAAAGUUGAACCCUGUCAAGAUGAGGGUGAAGAAAUGGAGAUUGAUGUCAUAAGAGUUCUCAAUGAAAAGGCAAUUCAGACAGAAGACGAGCUGCCAAUUGCUGUGCAGCUCUCCUCUCAAGAAGAUGAGCCAUGCCAUUCUAACCUUGGAUAUAACAGCGACAGUGAAGACAGCCUCUGUAAAAUUGAACACGCACCACUGGACCGCUUCACUUUUCCCUUACAGCACAGACAACAAACUGCAGCACACUUGGAGAAAGUAUAUACUACACCACCUGAGAACUCCAUGAGUGUGGAGUUGCCAACAAUUACUGUCAGUGCUGAAAUUAACCAUAUUGACAGUGGUGAUGUUACUGUUGUAUAGAAGAAAAAGAGAGAAAAAUGUAUAAAUGUAUAGUUUAUUCCACUUUAUACGUCUAUGACUCCACCGGGCCCCAGGAAACUAAACAAAGAACAAGUGCCAUUUGAAUUGUAAACUCACCAGCAUAGCAAUUUUUUUGUAAUCUUUAAUAUAGCACAUAUACAGUUUACUAUUAUUAGUACAUUUAAAUAUAAAAUUAUUUAUUACUGAUUCCCAAUAAACAAGGCUAAAGACUUGUAGAGGUAAGGUCUGUGGUAAACAUAACUUGACAAUACUUGGACAUUUUGUUCUACAAUGUUAACUGCACAUACAACCCAUGUUCUUAUCUAGUUACAGUGGGUACGGAAAGUAUUCAGACCCCCUUAAAUUUUUCACUCAAAGGCAGUUCCUUUGACCUCAUGAUUCUCAUUUGCUCUGACAUGCACUGUGAGCUGUAAGGUCUUAUAUAGA